This is a messenger RNA of Lepus europaeus (European hare), 1455 nucleotides long. It is a transcript of the gene CMBL, whose product is annotated as carboxymethylenebutenolidase homolog. Gene Ontology annotation, molecular function: hydrolase activity. The transcript is spliced from 8 exons. Lineage: Eukaryota; Metazoa; Chordata; Mammalia; Lagomorpha; Leporidae. Bases 532 to 1269 code for a protein of 245 amino acids. The record is from RefSeq and is a predicted model, not a curated record.
CCAAGAACCGGAGCAGAGCUCGCGCGACCCCUCCCGCCCCGCCGAGGCGCCUCCCCCUCGCCGCCCCAGUCCGGCUCCGAGAGCCCCGGGCCGCCCCGCGCUGCCUUCCCACGGGAGCCGAGCGGAGAGGCGGCCGUGGACCAGAGAGGUCUGUCUGCUGACAUGUGUCCAUCCUGGGGGUGUGGACGCAGAGAAAUCACAGUCUGGACACUCUUUGCCACCCGCAACCACCUUGCUUCCUUCCUUCCAGUGGAGAGAAGGAAACAAGGUUCAGUGACAUGGCUAAAGGAUCCUUUUCAGCAGAAGGAAUCUGCAGUUCCAAUCACUAGCACUUGUGUCCUGUGACCAUGAAGAACUAGGAGUGCAGACAAGGAAGAGUGUGGAAAGCAGAAGCAGUUCACGGAAACAAACAAACAAACAAACAGAGGAAGCAAAAGCAAGAUCGGCUGGCGCACCUCAAGGGUCCCUGGAGGAGCCAGCCGUUGAGGGCUGAUUGCCUAGUGGUUUUUAUGUCCAACUUGAGCAUCUACGAUGGCGAACGAAGCUCAACCGUGCCCGUGCGACAUCGGCCACAGGAUGGAGUAUGGCGGGAUGGGGCAUGAAGUCCAAGUGGAGCACAUCAAGGCUUACCUCACCAAACCCCCCAUGGAUACAGGCAAAGCUGUGAUCGUCAUUCAGGAUAUCUUUGGCUGGCAGCUGCCCAAUACCAGAUAUAUAGUGGAUAUGAUUGCAGGAAAUGGAUACACAACCAUCCUUCCGGAUUUCUUUGUGGGCCAGGAGCCGUGGAGCCCCUCUGGUGACUGGUCCACCUUCCCCGAGUGGGUGAAGUCAAGAAACGCCAGGAAGAUCAAUAAGGAGUUUGAGGCUGUUCUGCAGUACCUGAAGCGACACUGCGGUGCCCAGAGAAUCGGCGUCGUGGGCUUCUGCUGGGGCGGCAUUGCUGUGCACCACGUCAUGACCACGUACCCAGAAGUCAAGGCCGGGGUGUGCGUCUACGGGGUCGUCAAGGACUUCGGGGACAUUUACAGUUUAAAGAACCCCACGCUGUUCAUCUUUGCUGAAAACGACUUCGUCAUUCCCCUGGAGCACGUCUCUCAGCUGACCCAGAAGCUGAAGGAGCACUGCAAAGUCGAGUAUCAGAUUAAGACGUUCUCUGGGCAGACUCACGGGUUUGUGCACCGGAAGAGAGAAGACUGCUCCCCUGAAGACAAGCCCUACAUUGAAGAAGCAAGGAGGAAUCUGAUCGAGUGGCUGAACAAGUACCUGUAGCGGCGGUCAAGUGCAAAUGGUUUUCACCAGACAUGUGCUUUGUAAGAAAUCGUUUCAUUUUCACUGUAUCUACAAUACAGGUAGGGAAUCCCGAAAUUCGUAGUUGCAUCGGAAGGACAAAGUAGGAAAUGUUAAUGAGUGAAAGCAAUUUAGCAGAUGUACAUCAAAUAAAAAUAUAAGGAAGUA